Messenger RNA from Ogataea philodendri, 4773 nucleotides. RefSeq lists its product as uncharacterized. The coding region runs from base 1 to 4773 and encodes 1590 amino acids. The transcript has a single exon. The record is from RefSeq and is a predicted model, not a curated record. NCBI's taxonomy places the organism in Eukaryota, Fungi, Ascomycota, Pichiomycetes, Pichiales, Pichiaceae.
AUGUCUAUUCAACUGCUUGUAGCGGAUUUAUCUGCGCUGGUGUCGGAGACCAAGCGGAAGAACGCAGAUAUCCGCCAUGCUGCCGACAAGUCAUUGGACAUAUUGAAGAAUUCCCAGGGUAAGGACGAAAAGACGUUCUUGAGGUCGUUGUCCCAGAAUGCGGACUUUAUCAACCCCAUCUUGCUGGCGUGCCAGUCCAAGAACGCCAAGUUGACGGGAAUCGCUCUCCAGUGUCUUAGUCGUCUCAUCAUGACUCACAGCCUACCAGUUACCAAGAUAGACCUCAUCAUUGACGCAUUGCUUGAAUCCACUCACUCCUCUAUUGACAUACAACUCAAGAUCUUGCAAUUGUUGCCGUCGUUCUUCCAGUCGUACUCGCUGUUCAUUGCGGACGAUUCGCUCUCGAAGCUCCUACUCGUGUGCUCCUCUUUGCAGAGUACGAACAGAAUGGGGGCGGUCAUCAACACCGCCCAAGCCACCUUUCUGCAGCUGGUAAAUCUUGCUUUUGAGAAGGUCCACGACGAGGACAAGAGACCCGAAAACGAGCAGACGUUCCAGGUCCCUGUUGGAUUACAUGAGACAAAACAGAUCGCUGCGUGCGCGUACGACGCUCAGCGGAUCGUCAACGACCUGUGCACACUGAUCGAACACCACAAACCUGCGUUCCUCAAGACUAACUACAUCACAGAGGACUUUGGGUUCGAGCUGCUCGAAAGUAUCGUCAAGAACAAUAAGGGAAUGUUUCUCAGCCACCAGGAACUGUCUCAUCUGCUUCGCAUCCGUGUGGCUCCUAUUCUGCUGCGGUUCUUAUCGUCCAGCAAGGACUUCACCGUAAUGGUGCGUGUUUCGCGACUCAUCUCGUUGCUGAUCCACGAGCAGUUCCAGGAACUCAAGAUCGAGUCUGAGGUCACCAUGUCAUUGCUCACACAUACGCUGGCAAAGGAGUCCGCUUCUCCCGCAUGGAAACGGAUUCUUGCUCUUGAAAUUUACAGAUCGCUGUUCAAAGACUUCAACCUCGUGGCAGAUAUCUUUGCCGAGUACGACGACAACCGCACAGAGGAGCGGAAACAUGUUUUGGACGAGUUCCUGAAAGAAUGUCUACAGAUCGUUACAGAUGGUGGCAGUCUGCUAAACACAGGAGAUCUGGUCCAGACCCCACUUGUUUCAACUCCAGAACCAGCUACACAGCCGGCCUCUAAGCAAAAGAAGCCAUCAACAGUAUCCCAAUCUGCAUCGACUCGUCAAGAAGACAAGACCCAGGGCCUAUCGGUGUCGAAGUCGUCUAUCAAAUUUGCCUACAUUGACUCCCUGGACAAGGCUGACCCACCUCAAGCCCCAGAUACUUAUGUGUUGUAUCUGGUGUCGCAAACACUGAUAAGUUUCUGUGAAGGAAUCUGUAAUUCGACUCUCGACUUGGCCAGAGACGGCGAAACCGUCUCUUUCCUUGACGAAACCACCUUCACCGACAAACAGAAGAAAGAUAAGUACGAGCUGUUAAAGAACAUGGUGCUGUUCAACUGGAAAAAUUUACUGGAACUGCAUAAGAACUUUGUCUAUUCGUCGCUGGACACAGAGCUAUUUAGCAAGACUCUCCGAUCGCUGCAGAAACUGUGUCAUGCAUCAGGAAUACUAUCGCUUAAGGAUAUCAGAAACGAAAUCCUCAACUUUUUCGCUAUUUCUACGCUGAAGCUGACAGGCAAAGAGGGCCACCAGAACCGGUUUUUGUCGUUUGGAGAGUCCAUAGUUGGAACAAUCAGUUUGACAAUAGGCAAUGCUGUCUCCAAUAUGUCUCACCCAGCACCGCCCGAAUCUGACCAGAUCCAACUGUACACAAGAAACAUCAACCCGCGCCAAAUUAUGUGUUUCAGAGUAUUGAUCAGUCUGGCAACGUCGCUCGGUGCCGUUUUGGAAGAAAAUUGGGAUAUCAUUUUUAUCACUCUUCAAUGGGUCAGCUAUUAUCUUGACGGACCGUCUGACUUGAAGGUGAAAGAGAUACCUCCGCUUCCAAGCUCUUUGUCGGACACAGACUUGGGUUUUGUUGAGUCAACUUUGAAAAAGUUGACAGAGAGCAUCAAGGCACAGUCCAAGGACGUGUUUAACGCAGCAGUAAAGUCUCUAAUCAGACUCUCUGACACGGUGAUCAAGACUUCUCUGACGGCAGAGGACAAACGAGGUCUGCGCCCGGUUUACGAAGGUAAGCUCGAGCCGUCCAUCUUCAACAAGAGUUUCUUCAUCAACAAACUCACAGACAUCUGCGAGAUCAGUCCAGUGCAGUUUUUGAUCGAGUCUGACGAAAACUGGUCAACCGUGGUGGAUUUUUGUACCAACACCGCCAAGGACAGAGACCUCGAAGAUAAUCUGCGACUGAUGAUCACAAGAAACUUCAACACCAUCACCAAAAGCGCUGCAGUUACCGGAUUCGAUUCCAAUGUGGAAGCUACGCAAAGCGAGACAGAAAAAAAGAUUCUGAAUGCUUUAAAUAACUUCAUCGAAACAUUCGCCAAGCUACCAAUUUCGAGCGAGAUAUUGAUUACGAACUGCGAAGUUGAAGUUCAAUUGCUAACCCUAAACACUUUGAAAGACAUUGUGGAUCAAUAUGGAACUUCCAUCAAACACCAUUGGGGUGUGAUCACACAGAUGCUGAACAGUCCGUUUGAGAUAAUCGGCAAUGUCGACACGGAGAUGCUGCAGGAGCGCCCUGUGACAGAGAUUAUCAUUUCCGUUCUGCGCUCCACGUUUGAGACCUUAAAAGUCAUUUUGGACACCGUCCUGCAGAGUAUUGCAAAGGAUCAAAUCAAGGCCAUUAUCGACUGUCUUUACAACUUUGUGUCUCAGAGGUUUAACCUCAACAUUUCGUUCAAUUCCAUCAGUUAUUUCUGGCUCAUCAGCGAUUACCUCAAGGAAAAGAUCGAAUCUGGCGAGAAAUCAUCAGUGGAGACCGAGAAGCCGCUUGGAUCAUCUGAAUGGCCAGAGAAGUUCGAGACCAACGAGUCUCUCUGGAUAUACAUGAUCUACCAGUUGUCGAGAACCACUGCAGACCCUAGAACCCAGGUCAGAAACGGGUCGAUCCAAACCUUCUUCAACAUCAUUGACUCUUACGGGUCGCUGUCACCAUCUUGGAAACUGAUCUAUGAUAUCACGCUAAGUCCUAUUAUUAUGACGAUUCCAUCAUCGGAUAACUUGUCAGGCGAAUGGGUCGAGAGCUUCACAUUAAUUGUCAACGGCCUAACUAAGCUAUAUUCCCAGUACCUCACAGACUUUACAGACAAGGCAACCAUCGAGUUCUGGAGCGGCCUGUUAGAGUUCUUCACCAAGCUGACAAAGGUCGAGCCAACCUUCACCGAGCUGAACUUGCAGGUAUUCAAAGCUUUUGAAAGUCUAGUUGUGAGUGUUGGUCCCAAUCCUCCAAAGGAGCUUAUCGAAACACUGUACUCUUUCUGGGCAGGAUUCCAGAUCUCGUACAAUCUUUCGAACGACUCGUUAUACCAGUCGUCGUUAUGUGCAUUCAUUUCUGCAUUUGACGCUCUUUUCAAAGUGCUAGCUCCAGUUCUGACACUACCCAAGUUCGAGCUCAUCUUGACAAUGCUCAACUCGUGUAUUCGGUAUCCGAUCUUGAUAGGUGCCAGCAGUGAUACUAACAAAUGUACAGAGCUUCAGAACCAGGUGAUAUCCAGUCUGUCCAGCUUGUCGUUUGACGAUCCGAAAUACGAGUCACUGUUGAUCCAGCAACUCAAUUUGAUUGUGAUACUGCCGUUUUCAACUAGAGAUCUCAUCCACAAGAAGCUGGGAGCUAGAGACGUGAAGAUCCCAACUUUCAUUGCUGCAAGCUAUGAGGCUCUUCAGUUGCUCAAACAACAUCUCUACUCGAUCAAGGAUCUCACCUUCUUCUUGAAUGACAGAUGUCUCAUCAAAGUGUACAAGGCCCUGUUAGAGCCGUCCAAACUGAAAAGUCCUGUCUACCAAUCCAACGGCCAUUGUCUUUGGAUGGAGAGUAUGGACAUUCUAGUGCACACGAGUGAGAAUAUCCAUCUGUUGUUGUCAAAUGAAAAUAGCGUCAAGGACGACAUAAAGCUCCAACUGAGUCCGCUGUUGCUAGAAACGUUCAAAACGUCGUUCGGAUACUCCAUGGAAGAGGUGGAAGGAUAUGAGGAAUUUGAUCUGGAGAAGUACGAGCAAAUGAAAAACUGCCUUAUUCCAUUGUUCUCUACCGAGUCGAUUGGAUCCAGAGGAAACGUCGAGGAAUUUAUGGUCACUGUCUGGACUUCUUCGUUCUUGUAUGUGCUGGACGACGUGGAAAACUCCAUCUUGGAAUCUUCAAAGUCGCCGUCUGAAGUGUCUGCCAAACUAUGCGAGUACGAUCUUGAUCUUGUUUAUGGAUCGACGGCAGAACUCUCCAAGAUGCCACGACUCAAGUUGGCCAAAUCGUGUCUUGAGGAUCUGAUCAGCUUCUCGUUUCCAUCAGAAAACAACACACUAUUCGAAAAAGCUCUCCCGUACUUCAUUUCUCGGUGCGCGUUUGCUUUGAGAAAGCUACUCAGCGAUGAAAGACUGCUGUACAAGCAACCUCUGCCUAAAAUACAGCAGAUCGAAAUCAACACUGUGCUCAAUGGCUUGAUGUCUAUUACCGAUGCUCUAGAUAAAGUGCCAGACUCGGAGCCAAUCUAUUCCAAGCUAAUGGUGCUAUUCCCGCUUCUGGUGCAGGCAAUAGCUGUCAAGACAGACACAAACCAACUGAUGCAAAAAUUGACCAUCAAGUUGGGUAAAAAGCAUUAA